Tarenaya hassleriana is the source of this 729-nucleotide messenger RNA. RefSeq lists its product as uncharacterized. The record is from RefSeq and is a predicted model, not a curated record. NCBI's taxonomy places the organism in Eukaryota, Viridiplantae, Streptophyta, Magnoliopsida, Brassicales, Cleomaceae. The transcript has a single exon. The coding region runs from base 153 to 554 and encodes 133 amino acids.
GUACCAUCUCUCUCUUUAGUCCCUUGCACCAAUCUCUCUCUCUCUCUCUCCCUCUCUCUCUCUCUCUCUCUCUCACACACACACACACACACACACACACACACACACACACACACUUCGCAUAUUCAUCAAACAGAAUUUCGCAAAACAAGAUGUCAAGAAAAGCAUGCAAAAGAGUGAGCUUUAGUCCAGACCCAGAAGCCACGGACGAACCAAUCUUCCCGAAACAACGAGGAUUCGGCUCCUCACCACAAGGCCGGAGAAGGGUCUUCGUCGGAAUUCUCAGUUUCGGCCUCAGAAGAUCGCCGGCCAGAAGGUUUCUCGGACGUCUCAGCGGCAGAGUCGCCGAAACGCUGCGUUUUAUAUCUUUGGGGGAGAGGAAAACGACGUCGUCGUCUUCCUCUUCUUCUUCAUGUUCGUCUAUUUACCUGGCGAGGUCCAAGUCUCUGGCGGAGUCAGAGUCUCACCGCGCCGAAGCCAUCGAAGACUGCAUCGAGUUCUUGAACUCAUCUUCUCUGUCGAGAUCAAACUCGGUCUCCGCGUGUUCUUGUUAGGCGAGUUCAUCCGAUUCCUUGUCGGGUCGAAAUCGAAACAGAGCUCACAUAUGGUUUUAUUAUAUUGUAAAAGUUCUUCAAGAAGCGAACGAAAAGAAAAAGAAAAAAAAAACUCGUUGAGAUAGCUUGUGUUUCGUCAUUUACUAUAAAAAAAAAAAAAAUCUGUCAUUCUUGA